This is a messenger RNA of Ixodes scapularis (black-legged tick), 4087 nucleotides long. RefSeq names its product calcium/calmodulin-dependent protein kinase type II delta chain (gene CaMKII). Gene Ontology annotation, molecular function: calmodulin binding; calcium/calmodulin-dependent protein kinase activity; ATP binding. NCBI's taxonomy places the organism in Eukaryota, Metazoa, Arthropoda, Arachnida, Ixodida, Ixodidae. The coding region runs from base 79 to 1881 and encodes 600 amino acids. Gene Ontology annotation, cellular component: cytoplasm; neuron projection. The record is from RefSeq and is a predicted model, not a curated record. Gene Ontology annotation, biological process: protein phosphorylation. The transcript has 21 exons.
GGAGCGCCGUCGCUGCUGCGCCGCCCGAACCGCCCGGCGCUGCGCCGAGAAACGGUAAUCAGGGCGCUCUCGCCGAGGAUGAGAUUCCGCGAGACGUUUCAUCUCCCCUCAUCCAGUUUAAUCAAUAUGGCUGCCCCGACACCCACAACACGAUUUAGUGACAAUUACGAGUUAAAAGAAGAACUAGGAAAAGGUGCGUUUUCAAUUGUGCGGCGAUGCGUGCAGAAGUCGACGGGAUUAGAGUUCGCCGCCAAGAUCAUCAACACCAAGAAGUUGUCUUCGAGGGGUGAGCAGGAUUUCCAGAAGCUCGAACGCGAAGCGCGGAUCUGCCGGAAGCUGAACCACCCAAACAUUGUGCGGCUUCAUGACAGUAUACAAGAGGAGGGCUACCACUAUCUAAUUUUCGACCUUGUCACUGGUGGAGAACUCUUUGAGGACAUCGUCGCUAGAGAAUACUACAGCGAAGCAGAUGCGAGCCACUGCAUUCAACAAAUUCUGGAAAGUGUUAACCACUGUCAUAUGAACAAUGUGGUCCACAGAGAUCUUAAGCCUGAGAACCUGUUGUUGGCCAGUAAAGCCAAAGGUGCUGCUGUCAAAUUGGCAGAUUUCGGACUGGCUAUUGAAGUUCAAGGAGAACAGCAGGCCUGGUAUGGUUUUGCCGGCACACCAGGUUAUCUAUCCCCAGAAGUGUUGAAGAAGGAUCCCUAUGGUAAACCUGUAGACAUUUGGGCUUGUGGAGUCAUACUCUACAUCUUGCUAGUGGGCUACCCACCUUUCUGGGAUGAAGAUCAACAUAGGUUAUAUAUGCAAAUCAAGGCCGGAGCUUAUGACUAUCCGUCCCCAGAGUGGGACACGGUCACUCCGGAGGCCAAGAAUCUCAUCAACAGCAUGCUGACUGUCAACCCAGCCAAGAGGAUAACCGCGGCAGAGGCCUUGAAGCACCCCUGGAUCUGCCAACGGGAGCGUGUUGCCUCCACUCUGCACCGCCAGGAGACCGUGGACUGCUUGAAGAAGUUCAAUGCUCGGCGUAAACUCAAGGGAGCGAUUUUGACAACCAUGCUGGCAACCCGCAACUUUUCAAGUCGGAGUAUCAUGACGAAGAAGGGCGAGGGAUCCCAAGUCAAGGAAUCCACUGACAGCAGUACCACCAUCGAGGACGACGACGUCAAGGACAACGUCCACGCUGCACCUGAACGAAGUAAAACCGUUAUUCAGGUGGACCAAGUUAAGUCGCCAGGAGUCAAUAGCAAGGGGAACCCCAAAAGCACGCAAGAUCUCACACAAGUAGCAAACUUAGCUAGAGCAGUAGCCUCCCCCACAUGCAGUGUGAUGCCCACUAUCACCUUUCUAAGCGCCUCAGAUGGAGACACGUCUGCGGGACACACGCAAACCUUACUUUCUGCCCAAGAUAUGGAAGAUUGGGGAAGUGCCAUAAGGAACAAUAACGGUUCUGCCCAUGAUCCACGCAAGCAAGAGAUUGUCAAGCUCACUGAGCAACUCAUUGAGUCCAUCAAUGGGGGAGACUACGAAACUUACACAAAGCUGUGCGACCCCCACUUGACUGCAUUUGAGCCUGAAGCUCUAGGUAACUUAGUGGAAGGGAUGGAGUUCCACAAGUUUUAUUUCGACAAUGGUGCAGGAAAGAGCUACAAGUCCCAGAACACAACGAUAAUAAACCCUACUGUGCACCUACUAGGGGACGAUGCUGCCUGCAUUGCAUACAUUCGCCUCAUGCAGUACAUUGACAGGGCUGGCAUUGCACGCACGCGGCAGACGGAGGAGACCCGCGUCUGGCACCGGAAGGACACCAAGUGGCAGAACGUGCACUUCCACCGCUCGGGAAACUCGUCGGGCAUGCACCCCGACCCGGCCGCCAAGUAGCGCCGCCCGCCUAGAACCUUGCCUCCACAACGCCACUCAUACACGCCCCCUCCCUCUCUUUCCGUUCCCCUUUCCGACGUGUCAUACUCACUGGAGGUUUCCCCGCUCCUUGUCGGUCUUUCUCCGCUGUUUCUGUUGGGCGUUACUUCUGCCCGCCGGGCUUCUCUUCCGUACAACCUUCCGAAUGCCUUUUUCCAGUUUCUGCACGUCUUUGCCUGCCCGGCACAUUGACCUUGGGCCGAGUUCUGCUAGCCUUGGGUGACGCUAGGAGACGGGAUGAAACUCGCUGCCCAUACGAGCGCGCACUAUUGCGUUGGCUGAGGAUCAGCUAGCUGUGAAAAAAAACUAAGUUGAAUUGCCUUUUUCUUGUGCACUUGUUUGUGAAAGUGUCAGUGUAGCAUUGACCGUGAGGCUGCGUUGUCCAUGGCUCGCAGAAUAGCGGUCCAGGAUUCCUGGAAUUUUGGGGCAUGCGGGUUUGUGCACGCAGAAAAGCGAGAGCAGAACAACUGCACUUUUUUGGGAGGAGGAGAAGGAGAGGGGGGCGGGGGGGAACACAGCCUUGUCCUUGCAGGUUUGGUGAAACUUGCCCUGGUUUACCUCCUGACUUUGUGUUUACAAUCCCCAAGUGCUGUUUGUGCAGUGUAUGUUUAAAGAGCGGCCGCAACUGAGCAGGCCCGAAAACGACUUUGGCUCGUGAACAGAGCUUCGCUAGCUUUUGGCGGAAAGAAAAAGAAAUGAACACUGUAUAGAUCACUACCAUUUCAGCAGGUAUGUUUUCUCUGUUGCACCUGUUGCACCUGUUGCCCCGAUGCCUAAGCACAUGUACUCAGUCAUGAAAUGCUUUACCUUUAAGCAUACUAACUCGAUAGUUUGUUCUUGUGUAUACUACUAUCUUCCUCCGUGGCACACUCUCGAAGGAACGGAGUGCCCUGUUCACGAGUGGACGAGAGUGAUCUUUUUUCUUUGUGUAUCCGUUGCUUUCCUAAAGAAAGUAUUGCCCUUGUUCAUUUUGAUGUAAAUGAGAAUUUCAGGAACCUUAAAAUAUUUUGUAGCAACAAGGAUGGAAACUGCAAUCUUCGUGGGAGCCGGACAUAGUGCUGCGCUUUUGAUUGCACAAUUUGUCAACUGUGCUAGUACAACACUAAAACAGCACCAAACUUUUCACAGCUAACUUAGGCCAGCAAGUAGGUGUGGGUUCGGUAGAUACGAGAAAACACCCUUGAGCCACUGUCGACUGCUGUCCAAAUGACCCGAAGUUGCCGCAAGCGAGGGUGGACAACCACAGCGAAUCGAUACACUAAUCACUGUGGGUUUCUCUAAGGGACUACCAUACUAUGCUGGGGUUGUAACGGUUGCCGUGUAUUCAAACAAACGUGGCAUUACACAUCUGUUUGCACCAUAUGAGCGGUUGCACGUCGUCCUCGCUGUUCUUGCACCUCAUGCUAGUUAAAGACACCACUGUUGACAUGCACGGCCCUCCGGAGCUGUCCUUUCUGAGCCACCCACAGCACCUCGGUGGUCGGUGGCGGAAGCGAGCGUCAAGGGGGGAAAAGAGGAAAGGGAGAAAAACUGAGCUACCUCUCGCCCCGAGCGAGCGCCGGGGUUUUUCUGGUUUGAAUGCUCUCUCUCUUCCUCUUUUUCUCCCCGAGCCGCUCCUACAAGGUUGACACGUGAGCAAUGGCAUGUCACGUGCGUUCCACGUAGUGCUGCCCCAGUAGCUACUCUCCGCCGUGUGUCCGUGUUUUGUACUGUGAUAUUUGUUUUGCUUCUGUUGCUAUUCUCAAAGGAAGAAAAAAAAAAAAAGGAAAAAAAUGCCCCUGGUGCUUUUCGCUUUUGCCGUACUUUCUCCUUCCUGGGCCCCUUGCAUUUCCGACGAUGCCUCCUCCGGAUUACCGAGAGUUUUUGGGAUGAUUUUGAAGCCAGUUUAUGGUGUCUUUCCUCUUGUCGCGAAGGACCGUUCAUUGAAGUUUGCCUCGUAAUAUCGAAAUGUUUCUGUAUUUUACCCGAUACUUGAAAGUUUUGUUUCGUUGCAUUUUUUUUCUAUAUUCCUCUUGUUUUUUUUGCCUAUUUUGUUGAUGUGAAGUUUUACAUCUAUGUUUGUUAUAAUGCACAUACCUCACAUUAGAAAACAAGAGAAUUGUGCAGCUACAAAGAGUUCUAUCAUAUGAAACCUGAUAUUUAUAAAUUAAAGAUAUACACACUCCCA